AUGGUAACUGGCUCAUGCAAGCAACUUCACAUUCAUGUAAACAGAAUUGAUAUUUCUGUGGUGCCUAAGACAAGUGAAGAUUUGAAAAAUUGGUUAUUUACAGUGUAUCAUGAGAAGGAUAAAUUAUUGAAAAGUUUUUAUGAAAAUCCAUGUGAAGCAUUUCCAACAAGUAUUAAAAUUCCUGUGAAAUUAACUAAUACCUUUGGAUCAUUUAUUCUUAUGGUCCUGAUUUCUUUUCCACUUGUUACCACAAUUUAUGGACGGAGUUUAUAUUGGAAAGUUUGGUUGCUAGGUUCAGUAGCAGGUUAUUUUUGGCUAGGAUUAAAGUCAGUAGCAUGAUAUAUUUUUAAUGAUUAAAUAUUGUAAAUAAUCAAAAAUUUUAAAGUAUAUAAGUUGCUCUAAGUAAAUCAGCAGGUGCCUUAAUUGGUAAAAAUAAUGUGUAGCAAGUAAAGAAUUGCAUUAUGUGAUACAUACUUAUCAAUGAAAGUUUUGUAAAUAAAUUACAAACUACAGUUAUGAAUUAAGAAUUAAAAGAAUUUUUUAUUCUCUCCUAAAUAUAACAACGAAUCUAAAGUUGUAUUGAUUUUCUCAUUUUAAUUAUAAAAUUAGAUUUAUAGAAAUUAUUUAAUAAUAAUAAUCAUUCAUUAAUGCAAUAAUUACAAUAUUAGAAAUAAAUAUAAU
Centruroides sculpturatus (bark scorpion) is the source of this 681-nucleotide messenger RNA. Its product is annotated as 1-acyl-sn-glycerol-3-phosphate acyltransferase epsilon-like. The transcript is spliced from 2 exons. Lineage: Eukaryota; Metazoa; Arthropoda; Arachnida; Scorpiones; Buthidae. Gene Ontology annotation, cellular component: mitochondrion; endomembrane system. Gene Ontology annotation, molecular function: acyltransferase activity. The coding region runs from base 1 to 339 and encodes 112 amino acids. The record is from RefSeq and is a predicted model, not a curated record.